Molecule: messenger RNA, 1943 nt
Organism: Pyrus x bretschneideri (Chinese white pear)
Lineage: Eukaryota; Viridiplantae; Streptophyta; Magnoliopsida; Rosales; Rosaceae
Product: non-specific phospholipase C6-like
Biological process (GO): phospholipid catabolic process
Molecular function (GO): hydrolase activity, acting on ester bonds
Source: RefSeq, a predicted model, not a curated record
UCUCUCACUCUGAUUUUUUUUUUUUUAAGAAAUAAUUAAAUAAAAAAGCUAGGCACAGAUGCAGUAAUUAUUUAAUUACUUUAUUUAUUCAGAUUUCCUCCACAGUCCACGCACUCAUUGCUUCCUUCUUCGGUUCUUCUUCAUCACCCAGAACCCGAAGAAAUAAAGAAACCCAUUUAGCUGAAGUAGUCUCCCUCUCUCUCUCUCUCUCUCUCUCUCUCUCUCUCUCUCUCUCAGCAAUGGGAGCUUCAAAGACCAAAACUUUACCACAUUUUCCAUCAUUUCGCUUCAUUUUCUCACUUUUCCUCACACUUCCGGCACUUUCCUCCCAACCCAUUUCUUCAGCUCAGCGGCAGCAACCCAUCAAAACUGUCGUCGUUUUGGUCAUGGAAAACCGCUCCUUCGACCACAUGCUGGGUUGGAUGAAGAAAUCCGUCAACCCAGCCAUCAACGGCGUCACUGGCAAAGAAUGUAACCCGGUCUCCACCAAACCCGAUGAGCCGACAAAAUCCAUCUGCUUCUCCGACGACGCCGAGUUCGUGGAUCCGGAUCCGGGUCACUCAUUCGAAGCGGUUGAGCAGCAGGUUUUCGGGUCGGGUCCCCUCCCGUCAAUGACCGGGUUCGUGGAACAAGCAUUGUCAAUGUCCCCAAACCUCUCUGAAACCGUCAUGAAAGGCUUCAGACCGGAAUCCGUCCCGGUCUACGCGGCCCUGGUCCGCGAAUUCGCGGUGUUCGAUCGAUGGUUCUCUUCAAUUCCCGGUCCGACCCAACCGAACCGGCUGUUCGUCUACUCCGCAACUUCCCACGGCUCGACCAGCCACGUCAAGAAACAAUUAGCUUCCGGGUACCCACAAAAAACAAUCUUCGAUUCGGUCCAUGAAAACGGGUUGGAUUUCGGGGUGUACUUCCAGACCACCCCGACAACAAUGUUCUACCGAAACAUGCGGAAACUGAAGUACACUUUCAAGUUCCACCAGUACGAUUUGAAGUUUAAGAAAGAUGCUCGAAAGGGGAAGCUCCCGAACUUGACGGUAAUCGAACCGCGUUACUUCGACCUCAAGGGGAUGCCGGCGAACGACGACCACCCGUCGCAUGAUGUCGCCAAUGGUCAGAGGUUGGUUAAGGAUGUUUAUGAGACAUUGAGGGCGAGUCCUCAGUGGAAUGAGACGCUUUUGGUGAUUACGUACGACGAGCAUGGCGGUUUUUUCGAUCACGUCCAGACUCCGUAUGUUAAUGUUCCGAACCCGGAUGGGAAUAGCGGUCCGGCUCCUUAUUUUUUUAAGUUUGAUCGGCUCGGAGUUCGGGUGCCGACGAUUAUGGUGUCGCCGUGGAUUAAGAAGGGGACUGUGAUGAGCGGUCCUCAAGGACCUACACCGAACUCCGAGUUCGAGCACUCCUCGAUCCCAGCCACCAUAAAGAAAAUCUUCAACCUCAACUCUAACUUCUUAACUCACAGAGACGCAUGGGCGGGGACGUUCGAGCAAGUUGUUGGGCAAUUAUCUUCUCCCAGGACUGACUGCCCAGUGACCUUGCCGGACGUAGUGCCUUUGAGGAAAACUGAGGCCAAGGAAGACGGUAAUUUAUCGGAGUUUCAGGGCGAGGUAGUGCAGUUAGCGGCUGUACUCAACGGCGACCACUUCUUAAGCAGCUACCCGGACGAAAUGAGCACGAAGAUGAGUGUGAGGGAAGCUCAUGAGUAUGUCAAAGGUGCAGUUUCAAGGUUCAUUAGAGCAAGCAAAGAGGCUAUAAAUUUGGGAGCAGAUGAGUCAGCAAUUGUUGAUAUGAGAUCUUCCCUCACAACUAGGUCAUCAAAUAUUAAAAAUUAAAUUGGGUCCUCCAGAAAGGGAGAUUCAAACCUGCAUUAUUCGGUUUUAUAAAACUAAAAUCCAUGGGCAUGUUUAUGCAAACAGAAAGGAAACUGCAAUUAAUUCUAAUUCCUUGGG